This is a messenger RNA of Mangifera indica (mango), 1138 nucleotides long. RefSeq names its product phosphoglucan phosphatase LSF2, chloroplastic. NCBI's taxonomy places the organism in Eukaryota, Viridiplantae, Streptophyta, Magnoliopsida, Sapindales, Anacardiaceae. Gene Ontology annotation, molecular function: carbohydrate phosphatase activity; protein tyrosine/serine/threonine phosphatase activity; starch binding. Gene Ontology annotation, cellular component: chloroplast. The record is from RefSeq and is a predicted model, not a curated record. The coding region runs from base 42 to 896 and encodes 284 amino acids. Gene Ontology annotation, biological process: starch catabolic process; protein dephosphorylation. The transcript is spliced from 4 exons.
UCAAUCUUGGUAACAGAACAGGAGGCAGGGAAGAAACAAGAAUGAGUUGUGUAGAUGCUGCAAGUUGCCUAUCCUCGGUCUUCAAAUGCCCAGUUGAAACUGAAGGGAAGAAGAAAUCAGCAUACAAUCUCAUUCUUUCCAACUCCUACUUCUUCAAAAUGGCUGGACUUUCUUGCAAAGUAUCAGACAAUGAAACUCAGGGAAGCCCCUCAAGCGAACAAGUCUUACUCAGAAACAAAACCAAUAGAAUGGAAGAGUACAACAUUGCCAUGAAGAAAAUGAUGAGAAACCCUUAUGAGUAUCACCAUGAUCUAGGCAUGAACUACACUUUGAUAACUGAUAAUUUGAUAGUGGGUUCUCAGCCCCAGAAACCUGAAGAUAUUGAUCAUCUGAAAAACGAAGAGAACAUUGCCUACAUAUUAAACUUGCAGCAGGACAAGGACAUUGAGUAUUGGGGAAUUGAUUUUCAGCCUAUAGUGAAAAGAUGUCAUGCAAUUGGAAUUCGUCAUAUGAGAAGGCCUGCAAUAGAUUUUGAUCCAGAUUCUUUGAGAAGUCAAUUGCCAAAAGCGGUUUCAUCAUUGGAAUGGGCCAUUUCUGAGGGAAAAGGAAAAGUAUAUGUGCAUUGUACUGCCGGAUUGGGAAGAGCUCCAGCUGUUGCAAUUGCUUACAUGUUCUGGUUCUGUGGCAUGAAUCUGAAUACAGCAUAUGAUAUGCUAACUUCAAAGAGACCUUGUGGACCCAACAAAAAGGCAAUACGAGGAGCUACCUAUGAUCUGGCAAAAAAUGACCCAUGGAAGGAGCCCUUUGAUAGUCUUCCAGAGUACGCUUUUGAGGACAUAGCUGACUGGGAGAGGAAAUUGAUUCAAGAGCGUGUCCAUUCUCUCCGUGGAACUUAAACAUUUAAGUACUUUAUCCUAGAAUUCAUCCAGGACCCAAUGCUUUACUCCCAAUAUGUGGAUCUCUUCAAUGAAUACAUCUUACCAUUCAGUAACUAAUUAGUUGAUUCCCAUAACAACUUUUAUGAUAAGUUUAUGUUUGCUUGGUUAUAAGCCAUGGUUAUCCAACGAACUUCGGUCUUGAUCACUAUUAGACCCUUGAUAAGCCAAAUAUCAAGUGAAGCAGUCCACUUUGGUCCAAA